Corythoichthys intestinalis (scribbled pipefish) is the source of this 4170-nucleotide messenger RNA. RefSeq names its product adaptor related protein complex 3 subunit sigma 2 (gene ap3s2). The transcript has 6 exons. The record is from RefSeq and is a predicted model, not a curated record. Gene Ontology annotation, biological process: Golgi to vacuole transport; intracellular protein transport. The coding region runs from base 84 to 662 and encodes 192 amino acids. Gene Ontology annotation, cellular component: intracellular membrane-bounded organelle; membrane coat; AP-3 adaptor complex. Lineage: Eukaryota; Metazoa; Chordata; Actinopteri; Syngnathiformes; Syngnathidae.
ACUUCCGGGACGCUAAUCUGUAGCCUUCGCCCUAGCUUGAUUAUUUAGAGAACGAACGUAAUACAUUUUUCAUACGUUUAAACAUGAUUAAAGCUAUCUUAAUAUUUAACAACCAUGGGAAACCACGACUCAUCAGAUUCUAUCAAUAUUUCGCAGAAGACAUGCAGCAGCAAAUAAUCCGGGAGACGUUUCAUUUGGUGUCAAAACGGGAUGACAACGUGUGUAAUUUCUUGGAGGGUGGAAGUCUCAUCGGCGGCUCUGACUACAAGUUGAUAUACCGCCACUACGCCACUCUCUACUUUGUCUUCUGUGUGGACUCGUCCGAGAGCGAGCUGGGCAUUCUGGAUCUCAUCCAGGUGUUUGUGGAAACACUGGAUAAAUGCUUUGAGAACGUCUGUGAACUGGACCUCAUAUUCCACAUGGACAAGGUCCAUUAUAUUCUGCAGGAGGUGGUGAUGGGCGGCAUGGUGCUGGAGACUAAUAUGAAUGAGAUCGUAGCUCAGGUGGAACUACAGAAUCGCAUGGAGAAGUCUGAGGGCGGUUUGUCGGCGGCGCCCGCUCGCGCGGUCUCUGCCGUGAAGAACAUGAACCUGCCCGAGAUCCCGCGCAACAUCAACAUCGGAGACAUCAACAUCAAAGUCCCCAGCCUCUCCCCGUUCUGAGUACGACUCGGCAGGGGGCGGGCGGGUUUCGGUGCCCCCGCCUUGCUCGUAAGCAGUAAACUUGAACUUUCCCAACCGCGGCGGCGUUCGCUCAUCCUGGCCGCUCCUGUGUGUUUGAGAGUACCUGUGAGUCGUUUGAGUGUGUUCAAUUUGCACAAUACUGUUGAUGUUUGUUCUAUGAAACACUGGUAAACUUACUACGUUUAUGGCAAGUCAUCUCAAAAUACCUUUUUUGUUGCACUACUAAUGUUAGACAUUUCAUCAAAAUUUAGUGCAAUGAGUGGAGCUUGAAUUUUUUUGCAAACUUUUAGCGUUAUUGCCGCUUGGAUUUUUUCGCAAAAUUUUAGCGUAAUUCCCGUCUGUCAAAUUUUCAUGGUUAAAAAUUCUGGAAUAUGUUUUAACUUGUGUCCUUGAAACUUUUUUUGUGCAUUAUGUUAUGAUGGAAAUGUCCUCCCAAUUUUAUGUUGAUGGUUGAAACUGGCAGCUCUGGGGCUGUAUUUAUUCCUCACCUUCCAGGGGGCGCUACUGAGUAAGUUUAGCAUACGUGAACCGUUCUGUACAUUUCAUAUGAACCUUGAUAAGACAAAAUAGUUGCAAUAAAGUGAAUGUGAAUAUUUAUGCAUGUUUAAUAUUUUACGACCGAGCUGACAAGCAUAUUUUCCUUCCUCGACUCGACGUUCAUUACUGGUCUCGAUUCCGAGAUUCCCCAAACUCCAAACCACCCCCCUAUGCAACAUGAUCCCUUUGGCUCCUGUACAGCCUGGAAUAACUCUUCUUCCAUCCGGGCGUCCAAACGUCUGCCUGUCUUCGGCGAACUGUCGUCACCAUCCAUUACUCCUUUUUUUUUCGUGUUUGCGCUAAUAUUCAUCUUGCUGACACGUGUGUGGGUUGUCCAUGUCGUCUGUCAUGUGGCGGACCCCCCCCCCCCCUCCCCCAUGACUCAGUUUUUGAUCUGCUACGUUUUUUUGUGGUGCGUUUUAGUAUUUGUAAAUUUCUCUCAGGGCCAGACAGAGGCGGAAAAUGUAGAGUUCCAAAAGCUACAUCCAAGCAUACCAUUUAGACUUGAUAACAUUUUUUUCAAAUUUCAGUGCCAGAGCUAUUAUUACUUCGCAACAUGAAAUGUUUAUCAUGAGUAACUCAAGGCAAGGCAAGGCAAGGCAAGGCAAAUUUAUUUAUAUAGCACAAGUCAACACAAGGCAAUUCAAAGUGCUUUACAUCACAUGAAGAUCAUAAAAAUCACAUUUAAAUCAACACAACGUAGAAACGAAGACAAAAGAUCGCAUUUAAUCACAGAAUAAAAAUAAAUAAAUAAAAUAAAAAUAAAACAAAAACUACUACUACUAAUAAUAAUUGAAAUCAGCAAUGGAGAUAAAAACAAGAGGAAUAGAAAGCAGGUAGAUUGAAAUAUAUAGACAGUUAUAGAUAUGCAGUGCUAAACAAAAGCGUUUUUAGCCCUGAUUUAAAAGAGCUAACAGUUUGAGCAUACUUCAGACGUUCGGGUAACUUGUUCCAGAGGUGAGGAGCAUAAUAACUAAAUGCUGCCUCACCCUGCUUGGUUCUUGUUCUUGGAACAUGCAGAAGACCGGUUCCAGACGACCUUAGGGGUCUAGAUGUCUCAUAGGACUCUAACAAGUCAAGCAUGUAUUUUGGUCCAAGGCCAUUAAGUGUUUUGUAGACGAGCAGUAGUAUUUUAUAGUCUAUCCUUUGACUUACUGGAAGCCAGUGUAGCGAUUUCAAAACUGGUGUAAUGUGGUCCAGCUUCCUUGUAUUUGUGAGGACUCUGGCUGCAGCAUUCUGUACCAGCUGCAACUUCCUGACUGAUUUUUUAUCAAGACCUGUAAAUAAACCGUUGCAAUAGUCCAAUCUGCUGAAAAUGAAUGCAUGCAUAAGUUUUUCCAUGUCUUGUUGAGUCACAAGCCCCUUAAUUCUGGUUAUAUUUUUUAGGUGGUAAUAAGCGGAUUUAGUGACGGACUUUAAAUGGCUAUCAAAUUUUAGGUCUGAGUCAAUAAUUACGCCAAGGCUUCUGACUUGAUUUGUAGCUGUAAGUGACAUUGUGCUAAGUUGGCUGCUUAUCUUUGACCUUUCCUUUUUUGGCCCAAAAAAACUCACAAGAUGUCAUGCAUGAAAAGACAAUGUGGGGGAGUCUGUCAUUUGCCUCCAUUUGAAAAAAUAUAACUCAUUGGCUGCCAUUUACGGUGAUAGACAUCCAAGAGGGAGGACAGGAAAGACUAGGGUAUAACAGGUGGAGGGUGAAUGUGACAUUUUAACACACUGACAAUGAUAGGAAAGACUACACUGGUAUGAAAAAGUAUCUGAACCUUUUUACAAUUUCUGACAUUUCUUCAUAAAAUCACCAACAAAUGUGAUCUGAUCAUUGUCAAAAUCACACAGAUAAAAAUACAGUGUUUGCUUUAACUAAAACCACUCAAACAUUUACAGCUUUUCAUAUUUUAAUGUGGAUAGCAUGCAAACAAUGACAGAAGGGUGGAAAAUAAGUUAGUGAACCCUCAGCGUAAGGAAACAAAGAGCAAUUGAAACCAAUUUUUACCAAAAAUCUUAAGUCAGGUGUGAGCCCAAUCACUGAUGAGUGGGUUAAAGCUGCCCUGCCCACUAUAAAACACACACCUGGUAAGAAAUGUCUUGAUGAGAAGCAUUGUCUGAUGUGCUAAUGGCUCGGUCAAAAGAGCUGUCUCAAGACCUGCAAUCAAGGAUUGAUUAUUUGUAUAAAGCUGGGAAAGGAUACAAAACAAUCUCUAAAAGUCUGGAUAUUCAUCAAUUGACAGUCAGAGAAGUUGUCUACAAAUGGAGAGUGGCACUGUUGCUUUUCUCCCAAGGAGUGACCGUCCAUGAAAGAUUACGCCAAGUGUUCAGUGCAAAAUUGCUCAAAGAGGUAAAAAAAGAACCCUAGAGUGUCUGCUAAAGACUUACAGAAAUCACUGGCACAGUCCAAUAUCUCUGUGCACACAUCAACUAUAUGUAGAACUAUGGCCAGGAAUGGUGUUCAUGGAAGGACUCCACGGAGGAAGCCACUGCUGUCUUAAAAAAAAAAAAAAAAAAAACAACGUUCGUUUAACAUUCACAAAAAGGCACUUGGACACUCCACAGAUGUUUUGGCUAAAUAUUUUGUGGACUUUUGAAACCAAAGUUGAAUUUUUUGGGAGUAAAACACAACGUCAUGUGUGGAGGAAAAAUGGAACAGCUCACCAACAUCAACACCUCAUCCCCACCGUGAAGCAUGGUGGAGGUUGCAUCAUAAUUUGGGACUGCUUUGCUGCCUCAGGGCCUGGACAACUUGCAAUAAUCAAUGGAAGAAUGAAUUCAUACCAUAAAAACUUGGAGAAAGGUUGAAAUCUGCGCUUUUGGGUAAGGUUGAUUCUAUGUCAAAUUUUUUUCAUAUUUACAUGACUGACUUCUGACUGCGAGCUUGUAUGUGGUCAUGUGAUUGUAUUUUUACAUCUGAUUGGUAUAAUGGAGUCAUCUGAUUAUUGUUGCUAUGUCUCAUUACUGA